CAGCGGCGCCUCGCACGCCGCAGCGCGCGCGCGCUGGGCCGCACGCCUGGAGGAGCCGAGCGACGAGGCGGGCACGAGCGGCAGCAGCAGCGGCGCCAGCAGCAGUGAUGAGAGCGACGAGGAGAUGUGGGGCGCGCGCCGCAGGAGCAUCGACUAUGUGAGCAGCAGCGACGCGUGACGGGUGAUGUCAGGUGACCGGUGAUGCUGGGUGGUGGCGCGCGAGGCUGGGCAGCUCGAUGCCUAGGGUCAGCCUCCUGGCAUGGCACUGGCGCGCGUGUAGCACUGUAUGGGAGCUGCUGUGUCUGCGAGAAAUCGCUCUGCUCCGGCUGCCCAGUCGCAGUCCUCCGCCCGCCUUGCCGCACCGUGCUGACACUCGCCUCCAGCUGGACCUCUCGCCGUCGCUGCCCUACACGCUCGUCUCGCUGCGCUCGCACCUGCUCUCGCAGCUGGCCGAGCUCGAGGCGCGCGUGCGCUCCCUCUACCCGGCCGCCGACGGGCCGUCGCUGGCGGCGUCGUUCCUGGCGCAGGCGUCGGCGCUGCGCAACGACGUGCGCCGCCUGGGCACCUUCCUGCCGCGCGUGCCCGCGGCGCUGACGCUACCGCAGGUGCCGUCGCUGCCCGCAGCGCCGACGUGGGACAUGGCCGAGCUGGCCGCGGCGUGGGAGACGCUCUCUUUCCAGCUGCCGUCGGGCGGCGGCGACAUGUUGGCGUCGCUGCGUGCGCGCUUCGAGGGCUGCCAGGAUGCCUAUGCGGCACUGACGCUGCCCGACUUCUUCGGCGCCUCGACGCGCGCCGCGUUCGACGAGGGCAUGAUGAGCCCCGCGGCGGCGCACUUUGAGGCGCUCGUCGCCAAGGUCAAGGCCACGGGCGAGGACGUGCGCGCCAAGGGCCAUGCCCGCGCCUCGUCCGUCGCCAAGGCCGCGCGUGACGCCGAGGACCGCCUCUACCAGGCCGCGCUCGAGCUCGCGGGGCAGGGCCAGAAGCUGAUCCGCUACGAGCACCUGCCGGAGCUGUGGAAGAACAACUCGCACAUUCUGUCCGGCUACCGCUUCAUCCCCAAGUCGAACCUCUCUGCGCUGCUGCGCUCCACGUUCCAGAUCCACAACGAGACGGGCAACAUCCACUCGCACCUGCUCGGCGCCAUCAUCAUCCUGCCGCUCUUCUGGCCGAGUAAGGGCCUCGACCCGGACACGACGCCCAUGGACCGCCUCGUGCAGACCGUGUACCUCGUCGCGGCGCUCAAGUGCCUCGUGCUCAGCGUCAGCUGGCACGUCAUGGCCGGCUGUGCCGACGCCUGCUGGUUCGAGCGCUUCGCGUGCGUCGACUACACGGGCAUCGCCUGGCUCGUGGCCGCGAGCGUGUGGACGCUGGUGUACAACGGAUUCUACUGCCAGCCGAAUCUGGCGCUCUUCUACAGCAUCACGACGUUCCUCGUUGGCCUGAUGGGCGCGACCGUGCCGUGGGCGGCCUGGUUCAACCAGCGGCAGAACAAGGGCCUGCGCAUCUGCGUCUUCCUCGCCAUGUGCUUCACUGGCCUGGCGCCCUUUACGCACGCCGCCUACGAGCACGGCCUGCUCAAGACGGUGCUCUUCUUCCAGCCCAUCGUGCCCAGCCUGCUCUGCUACAUCGGCGGCCUGGUGUUCUACGCCUUCCAGUUUCCCGAGAGCAUCGCGCCUGGCCGCUUCGACACGUGGGGCCAUGCUCACCAGAUCUGGCACCUGGCCAUCGUCGGCGCGAUCCUGCUGCACUACCGCGCCGCGCUCAUCUUCCACGAGAAUCGCUUCGACUUCAGCUGCGCCGCGACGCCGUCGCCGACGCUCAGCACGCACGCCUCGGCGCUGCUCGAGGCCGCCGGCGGCCUCACGGGCAUCUACGGCCUCGGCGCCGCCGACGACCGCGUGCUCGGCUGGCGUCGCGCCAUCGGGCGCCUCGGCAACGGCGCCGUCGGCACGGCGUGGAACCGCCUCGUUGACUGGACGCAGACGUGGUAGCCCCGUCGCCCCCUUUCUGCACUGCUUCGUCCCGGACCGCACAUACCGUCACCUUCCCAUACAGACGCGCGCAUUCACAUAGACUGCCAUUUCGCCGCCGUGUGUGUCGUACUGGCAGGUGCGAGCACGAGGGUUGGCGCAGGCUGAGUGAUGCUGUCAGGGCUUAUGGAUCCCGUGCGUGCCGUCGUCAACACCGCAGCCACAGCAUCACUCUGGCACACUCUACUGCAUGCUGAGUGCGCAUGCUGCAGUUCUGUCGAGACACUGCGGCACGGAUGAUGCUGGCGGCAACAGGCGCUGGGCCUCCGCUCUGCACAAGGGCUCAGGGAGGCCUCGUAGCGCAAGACACGGGUCGCUUUGCUCCCUGUGGUGCGGGGGUCUGUGUCAGGCUUGUGUAUGCAACCCGGCGGAACCCGGCUUAGCGGGGUUGUAUGGUCCAG
Molecule: messenger RNA, 2431 nt
Organism: Tilletiopsis washingtonensis
Lineage: Eukaryota; Fungi; Basidiomycota; Exobasidiomycetes; Entylomatales
Product: HlyIII-domain-containing protein
Exons: 4
Coding region: 237-1991 (584 amino acids)
Cellular component (GO): membrane
Molecular function (GO): signaling receptor activity
Source: RefSeq, a predicted model, not a curated record